Prorocentrum cordatum is the source of this 3141-nucleotide messenger RNA. Lineage: Eukaryota; Dinophyceae; Prorocentrales; Prorocentraceae. The record is from the annotation of a GenBank genome assembly.
GCGGUGAUUGCGCAGAAGCGAGAUGGGAACAUCGAGCUCGACAUGGCGCCCCUGCCGGCGCCGAUCCCAAUCGUCAAGCUAACCGUGAAGUCACAGAUUUCCUUCGUCAAGCCGAAGGCGAGGCUCGUGUCUGAGGAGGCCUUCAAGAACCGCGAAAGCAAUCCUAAGAAGCUGUCGUUCAAAGAUGCGGGCACGCUGAAGCUCGUCGGUAACUACGAGGUCGAACCAGGAGUCUGGAAGGGAGGCUUCAUUGAGCUCAUCGGCGAGGAGGGCACCUACGACGUCGAGUCCAAGUUCACCAAGGGGACGCAGAAGGAACACCUACUCGACGACGGACGCCCAACGAUCGACGUGGGCCAGAUCGCCGCCAACUUUUCUCAGGCCGCGAAGAAGGGCAACGGCGCUGCGGGAUCUUCAACCAUGGCGGCGAAUAAUGUUAACGACAUGGUCCAAGCGGCGAUGGCGCGCAUUGCGAAGCCGGAGGACUCGGGAGAAAUCGAUGUGAAAAUGGAGGGCCACGAAGCCCAGGAUGAUGACGAGGCCAUGGGCGACGCUGAGGGCGAAGAGAUGGCCCAGGAGGUGGCCGCAGAAGCCGCUCUCGGAUUCUUCGGAAGCGAACGCUCCCCCAAGCAAUUCGGCAAGAGCGCCAAGAAGCUGAGGCGCACUGCCGAAGAGGACGUGAAAGAGGCAUCCGGCUCGUCCAAGAAGAAGGCGAAGUCUGAGGCCAUCUUGGUGGCGACCAGGGAGACGGGCGAAAAGGAGAUGAAGGAGGUGUGCAUCAAGUUCUACAAGGGCCAGUGGAAACCAGGCCCCCUUGCCAAUAAGAAGAAGGCGAUGCAGAAGUCCCUGGCGAAAGUUCAGACAGACGUCGAGGGCCGGGUAGACGAGGCAGCUGUGCGCGCCCUGGGUGCGUGGACGGUGCUCGUGGAUGUUAUCGAUCGCGCGCUUGGUCUCCUCCAGACAAUGGCGACCGUUGAAGCCGUGCUCGGGGGCACGGGGAAGUUGCGCGGCAGUGUGGAUAAGCAGGCGAUCAGUGAUUUCAUUUUCGAGAUGGUGCAAGCGAGGCAGAUUCUGGAGCUUCUGGAUAACUGGCCCUCGUCCUUCCACGAGCUGGACUUCGAGAUAUCGGCGUGGCGCGCCAUUGAAGAGAGGCCCUCCGGCGCAGCAGUGAAAGUCGUGUCGCUGGCUUACAUUCGGGGCGUCACGGGCUCGCAGACGGCCCCCGACAUCUUGUCGGGGAUGCAGAGUUCCGCGAUGGGCAAGCUCGUUCAGGAGUGCGCUGGGGGUAGGGGCUCCAAGGAGGCGGAGGAGAGCAUUCGCGGCCUUGUGACGACCUUGAACGAGGCCGCCUGCAGCGCUGAUCACGAGGAUACCUUUACGCUGCCGGACAUCCUCCGCGAUAUCCGCAUCAUCAAGACCUUGCUCGAUGCUUCCAACGGCCAGGGCUCCGAACAAUUGGAUGCGACGAUCGCUUCGGCGAAGGCCUCGUCAUCCGGGGCGUUGUUCCACUUCCGGGUCUCCCCGCUGGGCACUGAGGCGCUGACAGCAUUGGCCAAGGCGUCGCAGCAGAAGCGCAAAGCGCAGCACAGAGGCGGGUUGCGGAUAAUCGUUCUUUUCCUGCAGACCGCUCCGGCCACUUUCUGGGCGCAUGAGAAGGGGGGGGGGAUCGCAGGGUACGAGGUUGCCAUCGCGAAUGAGUUGCUGCCAGCCUUUGGCUGUUCCUUCAUGACCAUGGGCCUCGGGCCCAUCAGCGAGCUCAUCAUCGCGCACGGGGAUGUACCCGAAUAUGAGGCUAUGAUUCCAGCCAACUUCUCGGAGCAUUUGAACGCGUUGAAGGCGUCGUGCAAGGCGGCCCUCGCAGUUCUGGAGCCGCGGGCGACCGGGGAGGUAAAGGGGCCCAUCGCAGGCAUGAGCAAGGCGCUGAACUGCGUGAUCGGCAUCUUGGAGAUCGCGGGUUUCAAGGUCGACGCCAAUGCUGCUCUAGACAAUAUCGAAAUCAGCGAGUGCAUCGCCUUCGCUAAGGACCGCGCGACAUUGUGCAGCGAGGCCGGGGGCAACUCGGACCCUGGGCGGCGGGAUCCGGGAUCGCCUCCAUCUGCCGGGAUCUGCCCAGAAGACGCCGCCCUGUGUCAACGGGCGCGCGUGCUCGACGAUGUCCAGGGGGAGCUUGCGAGUAGAGCCAACAACGCACUCCAGGAGGCGUCGACCAACUCUGCGCGAAGCCUUUUUCAUUUCGCCCCCGAAUUCAAGACUUUGUGCGCAGAGGUGAAGGGCGAGGCGGCGACGUUCAAGGUCGAGGAGAUAUUCUGUCUCAUCGAUUUCGAGUUCGGCAACUUGCAAGGCACCUUCAACCUGGACGGCGUCGUGGCACUCGCCCAGAAGCUGUCGCGGCAUGCGCGCGCCGAGAAUCGCGAGACCGAGCUGCGCAGCGCGCUGCGAGCUACGGGCUCGAGCGGCUCCAGCCAGAGCGCAGAGGGGGAGAAGAGUCUCGCGAACGCGUCGUUGGCCAACCUCAUCGCGGAGAGCCGCGAGGAGGCGGAGAAAUUGCCCGACCUGGGCGCGGUCGAGUUGAAGGCGUUCUUCGAGGGCGACGACCACGAGGCUCCUUUGCUGAGCGGCGAGGCCAAGACUGCGGCGACGGCGUCGAUCCUUGGUCUUACCAGCUCCCUGGCUUGGAGGUGGACGGCUGCGCUGGGCGCCGGGAAUUCUUCGAUGGGGGAUCUGAUGCCGAUGGGCGAUUGGCAGGGCAAGGCCGUCGCUGGCACUGACGAGACGUACUGUAAGGACUCGCCCUUGAAGAACCCGAACCGCAUCGGCAUGGCGCAGUUGUGCGAGUGGUUGGGGGACAAUCUCAGAGACAUCAAGGAUGCCUUUACUAAGAUGCCCGAGUUGUCUGCGGAGUCAGCCACCGAGUCCAAGAAGGCGAUGGAUGCGGCGGAGACACGCAUCAACAGCGUGACUAUCGCACUUCUGUCAGCGGUGGUCCUCCAGGUUCUGUUUGUCGGGAAUGGCGCCACCGCCGCCAAGAAGGAAGACCGCCAGAAAAUUAAGGCGGGGCUGGGGGGCGCGCUUCAGAAGUCGAAGAUCGAGAUGUCCAACGGCCUGAAUAACUACCUGGUGGAGUGGGCGACCAGCAACGCA